AUGACUUCUGCCAUACCUCCUGCUCUGGGCGAGAGAUCAUCAGAUGCUGCAUCAAAAAGCAAAAUGGCUACUACGGAGAUACCUCACAGCGCCCGCGCACGACAAGGCCGCCCAUACAAAUAUUAUAUCGUGUUCCUGGUUAUCCUCAUUUCUGCCCUCUACUAUAUCUACUGGGACAAACUACCCUGGCAUCAACCAUACACCUAUUACCCAGCUGACGCCGACUGGAGCGGGGCGGACCCUGGCCUAUUCAUACCUAAUGAGUAUAUUGACUUUGCAAAACCGUCGCCCAGAUACGGAGAACCACCCUCGCCGCUAUACCGUCACAGCAUGGAGCAAAGUGGCUACGUCUCCUGCUGGCAGAACCACGGUGUAUGGGUUAAACACCUCACGCCCGUGGAGAUGGCCCAUCUUGGAGUCGACCGCUUCCACGAUUCUAAAGUAUCAACAGACCAGGCCGAAGAGGAUGCGUUUUGCGCGAAAUUACGGCUUUACGGCGCAAGCUUCUGGGGCUUGAGUUUUUCAUGGCCUGCGUACAUCCUCUGGCCUAAGUUUGUUGACGCUGUUAAGCCAUCUAUAGGUAUCAACCUUACUGUAGGCUUCCCGGAGAGUGGCGGCGUAUGGUUUAUUGAUACCAGUGGUGGUUGGCGUGGGAGAUUAUUUGAUGCCCAGGGUCUAGUCAACGCCUUAACGAUGGAGGAAAGGUGCAAUGUACUCAAGGACCUCGGAGCGAAUUUUUGCGAAGAUAUUCAUACAUGUCCCGAGUUGGCGCCUCUACUAGUACCGAUGGAGACAUUAUGA
Molecule: messenger RNA, 801 nt
Organism: Nannizzia gypsea CBS 118893
Lineage: Eukaryota; Fungi; Ascomycota; Eurotiomycetes; Onygenales; Arthrodermataceae
Exons: 1
Coding region: 1-801 (266 amino acids)
Source: RefSeq, a predicted model, not a curated record